Hevea brasiliensis (rubber tree) is the source of this 1596-nucleotide messenger RNA. RefSeq lists its product as uncharacterized. The transcript has 5 exons. NCBI's taxonomy places the organism in Eukaryota, Viridiplantae, Streptophyta, Magnoliopsida, Malpighiales, Euphorbiaceae. The record is from RefSeq and is a predicted model, not a curated record. The coding region runs from base 441 to 1322 and encodes 293 amino acids.
UUUUUAAGGAAAAUGGUCGCUGGGCAGAAUUAGGCAGUUAAUAUACAGGGAUAAGUGCUUUUCAUUUUCUUGAUUUCUAGGGAGAAUUCUAUUCCGUUAUUAUAGUUAAAUCAUUUGAUGGAUCCGCUUUUCUAACGUGAAAAAUUGAAUUACAAUUUGUUCUGAUGAGAGGGCCUUUGUGCAUCUAACAAAAUCCCAAUGGGGAAUUUUCCAACUUUGACUUUUCUCGUUCAUAAAACCUAAAUUAUUGCAUAGAACAUCCGGAUCCAGUCAGUUUAUCCUUUUGGUGCCUUCAUUGCCAUAACUUCCUUUUUUUUAUGGAUACAUGGCGAUCAGUCCUUCACUUAGCCCACUUUUUAAGCUGAUUUUUGCAUGAUUGCUUUUGUAAUUUUACAGUUCUCUCAAAACGGGGAAAGCCUGCGUCAAGUGUAAGUAAAAGCAUGGGCGUUCUUGAUCUCUCUGGCAAGGACAAAUCUGCCAAGCCGCCCAGAAGGUUGUCUAUUCCUGCCAAGUCAGUGGUCACUCCAGCUGCAAAACCAGCUUUGAACAUCACUCCAAUCUCUGAGGCUAGAACAAAGAGAUCCACUAACAAUCAGGGGAAAAGUGAGACACCUCUUUCUGAUGUUUCCAGGACAGCAAGCCGAAAGAGGUUCAACACGCUCGCUUCAGCUUCAUAUUGGCUAUCGCAAAUUAAGCUCUCUGAAUCUGCUGUUAAGCACUCAAUUUCUCUUGGUUUUUUCAAGCUUGCUUUGGAAGCUGGAUGUGAGCCUCUCCAACGUAUGAGGGAUGAGCUUAAAUCAUAUGUGCAACGUCAUGAUCAUGAACUUGGUGAAAUUGGGGAAUCUGUGAAAGAAUUAUUUGAGAGCUAUGGUAUUGCGGACAAUCAAGAGCAGGUGCAGGUUUCUGAAUCCUGUUCUCAAGUACCUGAAGAGGGAACUCGAUCAUCUGAUGAUGAAGUCCUCAGCUCCUCCUCAAUGGGAAAUAGGAAACUGACGCCUAGGUCUUUAAAUGCUGAUGCUGCUCAAGCUUCCAAAGUCACAGAAUCAGCCAAGAAGGUCACACAGAAGAAUACUACUGCACCUAGGUCCAGGGCAUCUCAGAACAAGAACACUGCGAAUUCAAGAUCUGCUUCAGGAACUGCUGGUCAGAAGCUGCAGAGGAAACCCCAGAGGCCAGUUAAGGACAAAAUCAAGCAGGGAAAGAAAUCUGCUACUGAAGAAGCAGGUCCAAUAAGCCCACCUGCCAAUGGCGAUACACCCGAAGAAAACAAAGAAAAUCUGGAUGCUCCGCCAAUGGAGAUCAGUCUGACAGAAAUCAGCUAGACAGUUCUGCAGCAAAACAUACUCAAUCAUAUCAUUCUCGUACUCUUUGUGGGUCUUCAGUUUUUUUUUUUUUUACCAAGUGAGGGCUUUUCAGGAGACAAUAGUUCAAGAUGAAGAUAGUGUUUUUCAGUCUGGUGUGAGAUCGAGACAAUUUCAUUUGUUUUUUAUGUCUGUUUAAUGAUUAAUGUGCAUCGCAUUGGCGUUUAGUACUAUAAAUUUACUGGUCAAACAAAUUGUAUCUGACGAAUUUAUUAUAUACUUAUUUUUGGCUUAA